AUGGAGGAUCCAGCGCAGCAGCCCGAGGAAGCGCCGCUCCUCCACCCGGCCGUCGGCGGCGACCACGCAUGGCUGCAGGCCGUGCCGAUCAAGUGGAUCCUGCUGGGUGUUCUGACCGUGGUGGUUUUGUCUGCGAUCGGCUUGUUGAGCGCCGGUUCCCUUGAUUACCAUGUGGACAGCUUCAUACAGAUAUGGACAGAGGGAACUGUGGGUGAGCGCACACACGUGGCCAACGUCUCAUCAAUUGUGAACAGUUCCAUUUGGGUGUGGUAUGGGCUGGUGCUUCCGACGGUAAACUAUUCGGUGUCCAUCGUCAACCUCAUCGGCCUCGGGUAUCUUGUCGUGUUCUUCACUUGCUGUGAGCGACGCUUCUUCUUCUUUUCCUUUGUGGGCAUUGGCGUUGUCUUUGGCAUGGGAGUCGCUGGGGUUGAUGUCUAUCUCAAGUUCGCCGGCUACGAGCUGGCUAGCGUGGUCGGCUGCUCGGGUGCUCUUACUGGAGCCACCAUGUACCUCAUGUCAACGUUUGAUAACAUGGUGGUAGCUCACAGGACCAAUGGGAACGAGGGAAAAACAAUGCUCCUGGCAACUUUUCUCAAUGCCACGCUGUGGACAGUAUACGCAAGAAUCAUCAAAGACAAUCUCAUGCUGUUCCCCAGCGCCACAGGUGUUGCCCUUUCUGUGUGCCAGGUCUUCCAGCGCUGCUUGUACCAUUUCUACAUGCCGGCUGGUGAACUGCAAACCUGGGUCAUCGGCAUUUGGAACGCCUGGUUCCGGGGUCAAGGUGGCGAUUUGAUCGACCCUAACAACAAUGAUCCGGCUGGCGUGGAGUAG
Molecule: messenger RNA, 831 nt
Organism: Aegilops tauschii subsp. strangulata
Lineage: Eukaryota; Viridiplantae; Streptophyta; Magnoliopsida; Poales; Poaceae
Product: bidirectional sugar transporter SWEET4-like
Biological process (GO): carbohydrate transport
Cellular component (GO): membrane
Molecular function (GO): sugar transmembrane transporter activity
Source: RefSeq, a predicted model, not a curated record